Galleria mellonella (greater wax moth) is the source of this 6015-nucleotide messenger RNA. It is a transcript of the gene Snrk, whose product is annotated as SNF-related serine/threonine-protein kinase. NCBI's taxonomy places the organism in Eukaryota, Metazoa, Arthropoda, Insecta, Lepidoptera, Pyralidae. Gene Ontology annotation, cellular component: cytoplasm. Gene Ontology annotation, molecular function: ATP binding; tau-protein kinase activity; protein serine/threonine kinase activity. The record is from RefSeq and is a predicted model, not a curated record. The transcript has 8 exons. Gene Ontology annotation, biological process: protein phosphorylation; intracellular signal transduction; microtubule cytoskeleton organization. Bases 295 to 2478 code for a protein of 727 amino acids.
UACGAAUCGAAUUCUUUCUUAAAUUCUGAACGUAAUUUUGUGAAAUGGCGAAAAUCUUACCUCUUGUCGAUCAAUCUAUUUUUUUAACUUCGUUAGUUAGCCAUUUUUAUGAUAAAUAAUGCAGUUUUUUAACACGUCUUAAAUCGAAUGACGUUAUUUUUAUUAUUUAUAAAACAUAUUCAUUUAGUAUCGACCUCCAUUGUAUUUAGGAUUUGUUGGUGAAAUCAAUCUUUAACAUUUCUUCGUAUUUUACUGUGCUUUAAUUAAAUGUUUUGAUAUCUUAUUUUCUAAGUUAUGGCAAUGAAUAAUUGUGGUGUAGCAGGUGGGGGUGGGUUGGGUACAGCAGGUGGAGCUUAUGAUGCUAAAAUAGCUGGACUAUAUGACUUACUUGAUACCCUUGGCUCUGGACAUUUUGCAGUAGUUAAAUUAGCUAGACAUGUAUUCACUGGUGAAAAAGUAGCUGUAAAAGUUAUAGAUAAAAGCAAGUUGGAUGAUGUAUCAAAAUCACAUUUAUUUCAAGAGGUCCGCUGUAUGAAACUGGUGCAGCAUCCAAAUGUUGUUCGAUUAUAUGAAGUAAUAGAUACACAAACAAAGUUAUAUUUGAUAUUAGAACUAGGAGAUGGAGGAGACCUCUAUGACUAUAUUAUGAGACAUGAAUCUGGUUUAUCAGAAUCUCUAGCUCGUGAUUAUUUCAGACAAAUUGUGCGUGCAAUCUCAUACUGCCAUAGAUUGCAUGUUGUACAUCGGGACUUAAAACCAGAGAAUGUAGUAUUUUUUGAAAAAUUAGGUAUAGUAAAAUUGACUGACUUUGGAUUUAGCAACAAAUUUUGUCCAGGACAAAAAUUAGAAACAUCAUGUGGAUCUUUAGCAUACUCAGCUCCAGAGAUUUUACUAGGUGAUUCAUAUGAUGCCCCAGCAGUUGAUGUGUGGUCUCUGGGGGUGAUACUGUAUAUGCUAGUUUGUGGACAGGCGCCAUUUCAAGAAGCUAAUGAUAGUGAAACAUUGACAAUGAUUAUGGAUUGCAAAUAUACUAUCCCACCACACAUAACAAAUUCUUGUAAAAGGUUAAUAGGAAGAAUGUUAGUACGAGAACCUGAAAAAAGGGCCACAUUAUCUGAAAUUGCAACAGACCCAUGGGUUACUGCUGGUGAGGGGGUCACAGUAGAAGACUUUGAUACCCCUCUAGUAGCUAAGGAACAACUUUCAGAAGAAGAUCGCUCAGCUAUUGUUCAAAGAAUGGUCAAUGGUACUAUAGGUACAAAGGAACAGAUAAUGGAAGCAUUAGAGAAGAAUGAAUACAAUCAUAUUACCGCUACAUAUUUUUUGUUGGCAGAGAGAAAAUUGAGAUCUAAGAGGCAAGAGGCGACACGGAGCGCGCGACGACCCGAGGUGCUGAGCGUGUCACGUGGCGGCGGUGGUGGAGGCGGCGGCGGCGGCGGCGGGCACGGCCGCACGCUCUUGGCGCCGCCGACGCUUUCCGCUGCGCCACGGACCCCUCAGGACGUACCGCCGAGAUCACGGAAGUGCAGCAUUGUGCGCGAAGAGGAGGACGACGAGGAGGGUACCGUGACGGCGGCGGCGAGCGCGCGCGCUAACGACGCACGACGAGGCUCGCGCUCCGAGGGCCGCCUGCACCUCGCCGCGCGCGACCGCGUCGCGCACGCGCCGCUACCGCCGCCCGCGCCCCACGCGCCCCACGCGACACACGCGACACACGCGACACACGCGACACACGCGACCCACGCGACCCACGCGACCCACGCACAGCUCGCCGUCUACUCGCAGUCGACUCCCGCGCAGCCCGCACCUCGCUCUGCUCAGCUCGUGGACAACUUCGUUAAGGUGAACCUCGAAGAUGAUGGUACGUCAGAAAUGGGAGGGUCGAGAGGCGGUGGUGAGGAUGUUGCGGCGAUAAACGUGCCAGCGCCUCGCGUGCCGCCGCCCGCGCCACCGCCCGCCCGCCGCCAGCGGCUCGACUGCCGCCGCCGCCGCCCCCGCGCCGGCUCCUGCUCUUCCUCGGAUCUUUCUGAUGACGAUUCGGAGAAGAAGAAGCGAGCUGCGGAGCGUGCCGACGGGCCCGUCGAACGCCCGCGCCGGGAUUCGCACGACGACUCGAGUGAUAGUCAGGAGCCCGGCAGCGGCUCGGGCGGAACUCGGGGUUCCGCGCGGCCACAACUCGCAGGCGUUGCGGGGGCUCCGUCCGGUACGCCCGCGCCUGGCUCGGGCGGCGCGGCCGGCUCGGGCGCCGCGGGCGGCGACGCGCGGGGCGGCGGCGGUGGACGGCGGAGACGCGCCGCGCGCAAGGAGAGCCGCCUGCGGGAGUCGCGAUCCUUGAACCGUAUCGCGGAGGUGGAGGAGGCGGCGGCAGCUCGGUGGGCGGGCGGCGGGCUGGUGGCGCUGUGCGGACGCCCGCUGCUGCGGCUGCUGGCGGCGGCACGCCCGGCGCCGGCGGCGCGGCGCCUGCAUGGGCUGUGCUAGCGCCUGCCGCCCGCCGCCGCGGCAGCCGGGCGGCGUGACGUCGCCGACCACCAUUGAUUAAUCACGAUCACCCGGCCACUGCUAUCUUAUCGGUUCUCGUCUGCCGUAGGGUCGGCUUGUGUUUUAUAGAUCGUGAGCGAUUUCUGCGCCAAAAUGUUUUUAAAACGAGGCUAUAUUAUUAGAAACUCUGCGUGGCGGAAAGUGUGUAUUGACGAAAAUUCCUUUCGUUUGGUACUCAAGGUUUACGUUUAAAAAAAAUUUGACUCGAGAAAAUCACCUGUGAAUCUAUACUAAGCCCAGAUAUUAAAAUAUAUUUAUCGCCUAUUUUCAUUAUAGUUAGUUUUCGUAAUGUUCAGAUAUUAUAAAAAUGUUUCCAUCAUCUGAUUUUAUUUUAAUUUUAAAUUAAUUUUCACAGAGUGCUCCUUUGAUGAUUGUCAUUAAAAGAUAUACAUAUAAAUAUUUAGUCCAGGCAUACAUGUUAUUUACAAAAUCGCCUUGGGCUGCUUGCGGUUCAGUGUGCGUUCGGGCUUAGAGUAUGCCAAUAACCACAACUAUUAUUGUUUAUGAUAAAUUAAUUAUUUAUUGUAAUAUUUAUAAUUUUUGUAAAUUACAUUUUAAUAGAUAUUUAUUUUUGAAAGUUCAUAUAAAGUGUGUAUAACAAUGGUAGAUGUAGCUAGGGAAUAUUACAUUAAAAAAUAAUGUAGUCUGAAGGAGAAACUAAUAUUUUAUUUAAAUAGUAUUCGCUUCACCUCAUUUAUACUCCUUCAGUCUACCCAACAGAUUUUAUAAAUACAUUUUACAAUGACAUACAAUUUGAUUUCUCUCAUAUUUAAUAGUCAAGUAAUUUUACUUGAUUAUAUCACGCCAGUUAUGAUUUUUUUUAUCAAAAUAUCAAAAAUCCAUUUAAAUCUUUUACCGUGCGAUAUGGUAUACAAAAUCUAUAUAAAAUAGCUUAUUAUUUUUAAUUUUUUGAUAAUGGGCCGCUUUGAGAUCUAAUAGUUCAUUUUCCUAAAAAAAUUUAGAAAAAUCAACACUUGAUUUAUUAUUUUAUCGCAUAUUACUCGCCAAUAAAACAUUUCAAUACGUUUAAAAAGAAAUGUAAAAAUAUACAAUAAUUUGCUUAUACAAAUAAAAUUUUAUCCAAUUUUAGACUGAACGAUUUUGGAUUGUACAAAAUUUCGUUUACACGCUUGUACUUACUUAAAGGACCAUGAUUGUAAGAGUAUGUGUAUAAAGCUUCAAGUGCUACCAGUACUAGUUACUAACAGAUCGAUUCUUUUUCGAAAAUGUAAAUAAAUUGGUAUUUCACAGUAUAGUAACACUUUAAUUAAAACAACAACAACAAAAAAUAUAACAAGAACUUUUGCAAAAGUACAAGCAUCAUAAAAAUUAUCCUUUAAUUAAUAAAUAGCUUGGACCAUAAUUUAAUAGAGUAAUUUAAUUGCAAGAAUAUAAAAUACUAGCUAUUUUCUGCGCCUUUGCCCGCGUGAAUUCGUAUAUAUCGUCAUAGUUGUAGAAUACUGACGGAUAUGUAUAUUUAAUGUUUGUCAGAUCCGUCACUAUUAUACGACUAUGAUGAUAUGUUAUAUACCUUAGUGUUAGGAUAUAAAAUUUCAUUCUGCUUCUUUCAACCAUUUAAACAUGAUUGAUUAACAUAUCAAUAAUCACAACAUUCAAACAUCUUUACGAACUUUCACAUUUAUAAUAUUAGUAGUAAGAUAAACUGAAGAAAAAUAUUUUAUAUUUUUGUUACAAUUUGUAAGUUAUGUAAUAUUUUUGUCUGAAGAUAAGUGAGUUAUCCUAUUAAUAUUAUAAACGCAAAUGUUUAUAAGGUAGAUAAAUGAAUGUUUGUUACUUUUUCACGCAACAACUAUUGAACGGAUUAGAAUGAAAUUUGGAAUAUGAGUAGUUUAUAUCCUAACUUAGUACAUUGGAUAUUUUAUGUACUGCGUCACGCAGGUGAAGCCACGGUAUACAGCCAGUCAUAUAUAUUUACUGAAAUUUUAUUUUUACAUAUUCAUUGUGAACAAGAGCUAUGGCGUAAACAUUUUGUAUGUAAAUUUGUCAAUAUUGGGAGUAUUUAGGCUUUUGUUUUGGGAGCUAUGCUAAAGUUGAAGUAUUGAGAAUAUAUAUUUCAUAAAAUUAAGAGAUAUUGGCAUUUUUUUUUAAAUCAUCUAAGACAAAAAAGAAUUAUAGUGGCAUAUAUGGCGAUAUUACAGGACAUAGUGGUCCAAGGGAGGAGCAAAUACAGUGUUGAUAUUUUUCUAAACAAAAAUUUUGCCUACUAUGUGAAAACCGGCUAUUGUCAAAAAGUUAUGAAAACCUAGUUUUACUGCACUAAUAACCUAAUUGAAAGUAAUUUAAAAGUUAACCUACUUGCAUAAAAUAUGUUAAGUCUGAAAUGUUAUCAUGCUUGUUAUGAAUGGGGCCACAACAUCUUUUAAUAUAUCAUGUAAUCAACUAAAUGGAUUUUAAUGAACAAUAUGAUUGCAUUUCAUGUCAAUAAAGAUUGAGAGGUAAACAGGGUUUCUACAAACCGAAUAUAGAAUUAUUUUCAUUACAUAAAAAUCACUUACACUUGCUUGGAAGGAAAUAUCCAAUGACUGAACCAUCGAUACAUUUCUACAUAUUGGAAGUAAAUAAUUUGUGGUCUACUAUUAUUAUGGUUUCUUAAGAAGUAAAUCCAGAAGCGCGAAGGUGUCCAUAAAUAAUUUAUUAUUAUACAGAUACAAAGAUAAGUAGUUAUAUCCUUUGAAGGGAUGUAAAUAAUAAUUAGUUAAAUUAUUUUUGCUGUCUUUACAAUUUCGUUUAUUAUAGUAGUUAAAAUUAUGAAAUUGUGAAGUUAAUAUGAAAUUAAUUUUCUGUAUUUAUAUUUUUGUUAUAAAUAUAUAAUAUCCAUUAUACGCUAGUGCUGUUUGCUCCAGCGCUUAUAGAAAUUAUUUAAUGAAAUGAUAAAUUUUUUAGUAGAUUAAUGUUUUAAUAACAAAAGAUUUUUUUUAUUGAUUUGCGUGUAAUGUAAAAAUAUAUAAUUAAAACGGGAAUGUUAAAUAAGUUAAAUGUUGUGUAAUAAAUAAAAAUAUAUGUACAUAAUUAAAUUGUUGUAUAUAAAUAGUUUAUCUCAAGAAUACAUAAUAAGUUGACUUUAAACAUUUAGUUAUGUUUGAUUGUACGAAUAUAUCUCAUGUGUGAAUGAACAAUUAAUGUUAUAUGUGAGCAAUUUAAAAUUAUACCACUCGUGUGGUGCUUGCAAUAAAGUGGAUAAGACCAAAGAUUAACAAAUUGUGUUAUGCAUUUUAACUCUGUCUUGUGCUGUUUGUGGUGCCAACAUAAAUAUAAGUUACACAAAACUCUGACACAUGUAUGACUGUGCUCGUUGUUAGCUGUUAGCGCAUUGUGUUGGUGAUUCUUAUGUUUUAUAUACUGCAUUAUUUUUUCUUUAUUAAUUAAUAUCUGUGCUCUGGAAUUUAGAUAUUCAAAAUUACUAACACGUUAACUAGGUCGUAAUAGCCUAUACUAUAAUAAAUUAUAAUUAGCCAA